Molecule: messenger RNA, 617 nt
Organism: Salmo salar (Atlantic salmon)
Lineage: Eukaryota; Metazoa; Chordata; Actinopteri; Salmoniformes; Salmonidae
Source: RefSeq, a predicted model, not a curated record
GCAUGCCAGGGGAGGAGGCGGGGUCUCGCUGCAGCAGCUCCAUGGGGGAAGACUGGGCCCUGCUCAGAGAGUCUUUUAAAGACUGCAGCUCUACAGAGACAGCAGAGGAGAAGAGAGCAGCCAGUGUGUGUGCCUAUUCCAGACCCAGCUCUGGCCAGCGCCUAGCUAGCAGCCUCUCCAGUUCCCGUCCCUCCAGCCGACCGGUCACUGCCAGGCCCCUCUCAGCAGCUGGCUCCAGACCCCUCUCUGGGUUGCGACCCUUAUCAGCGGCUGGGUACAGAGCCCUCUCCCCUCCCGGGUCCAGAUCUGGUUCUGCUGAUGCAGAUCCAGUCUCUGUGGACCCAGACGCUAGCAUUCUGACACACGGUGCAGGGAAGGUCUUGUUCUGUGGGAGCCCUGUCCAGGCCCUCAGAGCCAGGCGACAGAAGAUGAGGAAUGCGGCUCCCUCCCCUGUGUCCACUCCUAGCACCCCGCCCCUCCAUGUUCCAGAGCACACUUAUGACCUUGAGGAGCAAGAAGGAUGCCAGCGCAGUGAUGUGUUCUCUGAGCUCAGGGCCUGGAGGGAACAGCAUAACAAACGUCUAUUAGCCAUGGAGAGGAUGGGCCUCAGAUACUGA